UUUGUGAACCGAUACUACUUUGACUGGCGACAGAGCUACCUGUUUUCUCUUGAAAAAAAGCGGCCUUCCCCCCCUUUUGCAAGCUUCUUUCCUGUUGGCGCGGUGCGUAGGUUGUUACCCUACGGUGGUGAAACGUGAACUAGCAGUGCACACCGCGGGUCAUCCGAGACUCAACCUUCGCUGGACUAUGCGGAUUGACGGUACUCCCUUUCUCUCUCUUGUCACUUUCUCGAGAUCCCUGGCGAAAACGCGAGUAAGUCCUAAUCUCGAAAGGAGGCCCCUCAACUUUUUACCACUCACGUGGUUGCACACUAUCGCUGAGGAGCAAAAUGGGUUGCACGCAGUCAGCCCCCGGCCAGGCUUGCUCAUGUUUGCCCAACAGCCAUCAGGCCAGGAAAGCUGCGUGCGCCGCGGGGCCCUCUUUGAGCUUAAAGAAAAGGGCGGCUGCAGGUGGCCUCUUUGCACGAAAAGCGUCUCAGUUGGUGACUCAUGAAGAUGGUGAUCCGGCCGCAACGAUGCUCCUAAAAAAUGAACAGGUGGACCCAGAUGUCCUGUCGCUGGACGGUGCUGACGGCACCUUGGUACCCGAAAGGGAGCUGGCAGGCAAGCAGAAUGAGGAAGACGCCGCAAGUCACCGCCGCUCGCUCCGCCAGAACAUCAUCAUGAAAUUGAACAGCCGGAAAAUUUCCCUCCGAACCUUCCGUCGUUCGUCAGGAAGUGGAGAGACCAUUCCGAGCUCACAAGACCCCGAGAGUCCCCGCCAGACAAAAGGAGCGUGUGUAGCCGCAGGCGGCGAGGCGCCAAGAGGAAGCGACAACAACUCACCAUGCGCGGAAGAAGCAUCGGAAUUCUUCAAGGCAUUUACCAGUGCCACACGGGCCUCACUGACAGCACAGAGCGAAGAGAGGAAGCACUGUGCAAACGACGACCCCGCGGCAGACGGCGAACCCACCACUGAAGAAAUGCGCGCAGUGUGGUGUGUCAUGAAAGCGAACUCUGCGACCAAAGUUGAACAGAAAAUUGAGUGGCUCCACCGACUCGAGUGGCUUCUAGUGAGGCUGAAUCCUAUGGAGUCAAAUCACCCGACCCGUCAUGCACUGCUGGAAGCGAAGGUUCUGGAACUCUGCCUGGACUGUUUGCGCGAAAACCAGGAUGACGCUGGCCUGUGCGUCUCAGCCCUGGCGAUCCUAGUACACAUGUCUCUGAACGACGAAACAUCGAUGAAACUUGUCAGCUCAAAUGGCCUAGAGGACAUCACGCUUCUCUUGAAGAAAUACUAUGAACGCUGCCAGAAACGAGAGCUCGCGACACCGAACGCACCACAAGAGGGCAGUGAAGAGAAAGGCGCGGCGUCGGACGGAAGCGACCCGAGAGACAACGGAUCGUCUGUGGGAAACAAAGAUGCGAAUAUGGCAUCUGAGAAGAGUGUGGCAACCGCGAACGACACGCAGGUGACUAGAGGAGAAUGGAAGCAAAUCGCAGGUGACCCGAAAGAUAGCGAGGGCGCUGUCACCUCCACUACGGUAGCCAGCCUGCAAGCUGACGACGACCAACUUCUUGCGGUUGAACUGGUCACUCUCGUCUGGCGCUUAAUCUUUGCUACCAGCUUGGACGGCGACGAAUAUGCACAGAAGUGGAUCGACGUUGGUGCGGCGGAGCCUGCAAUCGACAGUGUGGCAUCAGACCUGGAUGUUUUUUGUUCGGCAACCUACGUCUGCUGGGUGUUUGGUGCUCUGCGGUUCCUUCCUCUUGACAACGCUGAACUGUGUGAGGACUUCGUGCGCCGUCGACAGCUGUUCCGGUGGACUCUAAAGAAAAUGGAAAUGCAUCAUGAAGAACCUCUUGUGCUUGAAAACGGCUUCGCCGUUCUCGCCAACUACCAGCGCGCGCAGCCCGCCCAUGCGGCAGUGUUGUCUGAACUUCCCGAGGUGUGGACGAAGUGCCUUUCGUGGCUGAACACGGACUGCAUGAUCCGAGUCCCGGACGUCGUUUAUCAAGGACUAUAUACAGUCGGCCUGGCAUGCUCAUACUGUCCGGAGGCCUGCGGGGAUCUACGGAAUGCAAAAGGCCUUGAGUUCGCAGAUAAGGUUGUUGAGGUCUAUGGGGGGCACUCGAAUGCAGACGUGGCUUCGGGGGCUUCGGCUGCUGCCUGUGGGAGCGACAACGGUGCGGGAUCACCUAAUGAGAAACACGCGAAUGUUCUGCAGUUUGCCGAGGGACUUCGACGCCUUCUGCAGCCCGUACCCCUCUCCGCCACAGAGAUGGCGGCGAUCUGCCAGGAACCCAUUCAUGAAGCAGACGAAGAGGAGUCUGAUGGGGAGAGGCUGGCCGCAUCCAGGGAGACAGAACAGGCCACAGAGACGCCGCAAGAUGCCGCACUCGAGGACAACGCAUGUGGCCAUGAACCGGAGGCGACGCAGAAGCUCGAACAACCACAGUCGCAGACGCCUUUUCCGGUCGAAACAGGCGACAAUACUGAACAGGCGGCAGCUCCAGUGACAACUACAACCGAAGGACGGAGUUGCCAGCCACAAGAUUUGGACGAAAUGGCGCCUCUCCCACUUCUGCAGCUGCGCACGCGGUCGAUGACACCAGAAAGCGACGACGGAUCAGCUGAGAAGUUUACUCCAGAGCUCCGUUCUCCGCCGAUCUCGGAAGGCAGCGCAGAAAGUCCUGAAGGAGCAUUGGGAAUGCUAACUCCUGGCGAGGAGGCAGAUCCUGCGCGAACGCCACAGUUGCCAAGCGGGACAGAGGUGAAGGACUCCCCCACUCCCAUAAUCUCUAUAGAACAGCUUCCGGCCUUGGCGGACGCGGGACAAAUGACGAAGAAAGAAGUUGCAAGUGCUUCGACCGUAGCGCCUGCGGUGCGCAUUACCCCAGUCAGUGAAGCGGAAACCACCGGGGAGUUAAGCUCUCCUGAGUUGUCUUGUGCUUCUCCAGAUCCCGCUGAAGACAGUGCUGAGCAAGCCAGGCCACUGAGGUAGAUUAAUCGCGGGCCACCAGUAAUAAGGUGGACUUGAGAGAUGGCAAACGCCUUGUGAAAACAGGAAAAACCAACUGCCACACAGGGAAACAUAAUUGAGCUACGCGCUACCUGCGCUGUUGUGGCGCACGGCGCACAGGGAGGCACAACAACGUUAUUCAGCCAUGCCAUGCGAAAAUUUUUUGGACAACAAGUACGGCGGCCACAUCUUGGAAGUCUUGCCCCCGAGUCGAAGAAAGAUGUGACUUUCUGAGAAGCGCAGCUGCAGCGCCUCAAGACACUUUUUCAAACACGUUCCCAUGAUGGGAGAUGGACCCAUGGGGAACGUCCGGAUUUUUAGUUUUUGCGAAAUUUCGUUCGCGCGCAGCUGGCACGGACGCGGACGCGUGAAUGACAUUUUUUUGGCAGUUGUAAAGGAGCUCCAAACACGAGGGAAAAUCGAGGGAUAUCACCUUUCCGGGAGUUGGAGACAAAAGCCACGGGUCUACGACAACCUGUACAGAAUUGUGCUACAUCGUUCCCGAUUGCCAGAGCUUUUCAGGAGACCCAGUCGCUGUAGAAUACAGAAACAUUUUAUCUCGUUGGCAACCGCCAACGAAUGCGGUCCUCUUGGCAACGCAUUACACGUUCUUUGGAGCAUAUGUUUGUUUAAGAUGAUCACCGUGGUUUGUGGCUCUUUUGUUCAGAGUUUCCCUGACUUCUUAGGUGACAAUCGUUCUAGCAUAUGUGCGUCACCUGGCUGUUGGAUGCGAAGUCACGCCGCAUGCGACGGCUCCUUGGAACACCGUAGUGGUGGAUGUCACUGUCUGAAAGACUCAAUUCCGCAGUAGCCCGGCAACGGCUUUCCUUAACAUCCUGACAGCGUGAACGUGGCGGCUGAGCUUGUGUCGUUGAUAAAACUUGUGGAGGGGCCCGCACCGAG
Molecule: messenger RNA, 3905 nt
Organism: Toxoplasma gondii ME49
Lineage: Eukaryota; Apicomplexa; Conoidasida; Eucoccidiorida; Sarcocystidae
Exons: 6
Coding region: 330-2984 (884 amino acids)
Source: RefSeq, a predicted model, not a curated record